This is a messenger RNA of Wyeomyia smithii (pitcher-plant mosquito), 3646 nucleotides long. Its product is annotated as cartilage oligomeric matrix protein-like. The transcript is spliced from 5 exons. Gene Ontology annotation, cellular component: extracellular region. Gene Ontology annotation, molecular function: calcium ion binding. Gene Ontology annotation, biological process: cell adhesion. NCBI's taxonomy places the organism in Eukaryota, Metazoa, Arthropoda, Insecta, Diptera, Culicidae. Bases 14 to 2335 code for a protein of 773 amino acids. The record is from RefSeq and is a predicted model, not a curated record.
CGCAAGUGAAACAAUGAUCGAGAAAAUCACCAUCACAAUGCUGCUAGCGUUACUGCUCAGCCAGGCCACUUCCACUGAGCAUUAUCGCUAUGGAGAUUCUCGGGAUUGGUACUUGGAUCACAUCUACCUCCCGAAUAGAAAUCCAGUCCUUCCGCCUAACACGGACUCCUUUCCAGGGAUGGAUGCUCCAAUGUACAAUUACGAUUGUGAUGCCUACUUUAAUCUGAUCAAGGAUGAGCUGACCUUACUUCGUAACCUAGUUGACAAGUGUACUGAUUGUGGACGUGAUCAUACCUUCCCCAUUAAAGGGAGUGAAUUCUGUUCGGCAGAUCUUUGCUUCAAAGGGGUCGCAUGUAUUGGAUCACCGAACGGAAGCGAGCCACUUUGUGGACUUUGUCCCAUCGGGUAUGAUGGUGAUGGACGGAACUGUUCCAAACGGAAUGAAUGUCUAAAGAAUCCGUGCUUUGCUGGAGUAGACUGCGAUAUGACAGACGAAUAUCCAUACUUUCGCUGCGGGAAAUGUCCUCCCGGAUACGAAGGUAAUGGCAUCAACUGCAGCCAAGCAGACACAUGUGCAGUAAAGCCGUGUUUCGAGGGCGUCAGCUGUCGAUGGAUAUCCGCUGCUCCCCAUUACGAGUGCGGCCAAUGUCCGUCUGGUUUCGAAGGACAUGGAAGGUUCUGCAGUAGAAACGCUUGCAUGCAAAAGCCCUGUUAUCCCGGGGUGUCCUGUUUCCGAAAGAAUAUCGAUCCAUUUUUCACCUGUGGAGAGUGUCCGGUGGGUAAAGCCGGUAACGGAGUUCUGUGUGGUGUGGAUAGUGAUUUGGAUGGUUAUCCCGAUGAGAAGUUGAAUUGCCCGGAUGCGACUUGUGCGAAAGAUAACUGUGUCACAGUGCCGAACUCAGGGCAGGAGGACAGUGACGCUAACGGAAUCGGCGAUCUAUGCCAGAAAGAUAUCGAUUCGGAUGAUGUUAAUAAUGAACAGGAUAAUUGUCCAUACGUAGCCAAUAGGGACCAAAGCGAUGCAGACAAAGAUAAGAUUGGUGAUCGGUGUGAUAACUGUCCUAUGAUAAGCAACGCCGCUCAGCAGGACAUGGACGGGGAUGGUGUGGGAGAUGAUUGCGAUGAAGACGCCGAUGGCGAUAGAUUGGGUAAAUCUGUCGACAACUGUGCGUGGAUUUUCAAUCCAAAUCAGGAAGAUUUUGAUGGUGAUGGUGUUGGAGAUGCAUGUGAUAACUGUCCAAAACAUUCAAACGCAAAUCAGGAUGACUCCGAUGGCGACGGCAUUGGAGACGUGUGUGACACGCAGCAGGAUUCAGACGAAGAUGGUAUCCAAGAUGAUAGGGACAAUUGUCCCGAGAUAGCGAAUGCUAAUCAGUUGGACAGCGAUGAUGAUGGCGUUGGGGAUGCUUGCGAUAACGAUAAAGAUAACGACGGCAUUACAGAUGAAACAGACAACUGCUUGCUUAUUCCGAAUGCUGAUCAAGAGGAUGUUAACAAGGAUGGCAUAGGUGAUGCCUGUGAAACAGAUUUCGAUGGCGACAGUAUUGCAGACUGGAAGGACAACUGCCCACGCAAUGGAAGAAUAACACAAUCCGAUUUUCGUAACUUCCAAUCCGUAAGGCUGGAUCCACAUGGUUCUAGCCAAGACGAUCCGUACUGGGAGGUUCGGAAUCUAGGAGCCGAAAUAUUUCAGAAGCUUAACAGUGAUCCUGGAUUGGCAGUUGGUAAACAUCGUCUAGAAGGUAUUGAUUUUGAAGGUACCUUUCACAUUGCCACACCCAAUUCCUGGCUUGAUGAUGAUUUUGUGGGUUUUGUUUUCGGUUAUGUAAACAAUCGAAAAUUCUUCUUCGUUUCGUGGAAAAGAGCUGAUCAAGAGUAUUGGGAAUCGAAGCCAUUCAACGCAAAAGCUACCUCAGGUAUCCUAUUGAAAUUAGUCAAUAGCAAAACUGGUCCUGGGGUUGGUUUACGAAACAGUUUGUGGAAUGAUGGCAGCAUUACCGGCCAAACGAAGCUACUUUGGCAAGACCCCAAGAAGCAAGGUUGGAACUUUGACACAUCAUAUCGGUGGAAGCUGCUGCAUCGGCCGGUAAUAGGACUGAUUCGAUUCCGUUUGUACCAGGGUAGCAGGAUGAUUGCCGAUUCCGGAAAUAUAUUCAAUGGCAGUAUCAAAGGUGGCCGAUUAGGAGUCUACUGUUUCUCGCAAGAACUAAUAACCUGGUCAAACUUGGUAUACAACUGCAAUGAUAAAAUCCCAAAAGACAUUUAUGAUGAAAUUCGCCCAAAACUAUCCCAGGCGCAGCUUAAUAAAGUAUCUGUUGGCGAUAACAUUUGGUAAACUUUAACUAUUAUAAUGUCGAAUAAGAGAUUGUCGCUUAUAUUGGGCCAAAGAUUAACUGAUUGAAUCAUUACUGUCAGACAUUGAUUGCUUUUAAGCCCCCCUAAAACGCCGCCCGCGAAACCAAACGCGUUAUCAUCUUCCAUCAGAUCUAGAACCUAACCACUAAUUCCUCUAAACCGUGUUCGAUACCCACUAUUCGCCAUCAUUUAUUUCUUAAUUUUCACUCACUUGUCAGUUGAUAUCAAGCCCCAAUAACAGCUCUAGCUAGUCGCCCACAAUGAGACACAUACCAACGCAAACUGUGGGUUAUUAGUUUAUUCCGAAGUUGCCGGUCUCAUCAGAUAAUAGAAAUUGAUGUGGCGACAAGCAGUGAAGUCGCUCUGGUGCGGACGCGUUAUUAGCCUAUUAAAUGGCAAUAAAACUGUCAUCCUACAAUGCCGGCAGUCAUAAAAGUAUACUUUAGGUGGCGGCGACCUCUUAUUAGUUUUUUAGGAUAAAAAUGACACUGAACGGUUUCAUAUCCAAUUUAUAUGCAAAAACAAUAACCGAAAAUAAAGACACAAUGCACAGUACUUACUAGUCAAACCGAAAGCAUCUAGUUUUCGUUACAGGUGUCAUGUUUCGAAGUCAAACAGAUCAAUCGAACGAUCGCAGUUCAGCGUUUUGUCAUUGUCGGCUAAAAAACAGCUCUGCGUGUCUAAGUCAGUUUGCGUGUGACCGUCCCUGACAAUGAACGUUUAACGCGCUUCUGACGAAACGUGGGUGUCUGACGGAUGUCUCAGGGGCGAUUCUACGAAUUAACUUUUCUCUCAUUAUUCUCGCAGAAUGGUGUAACGCUCACUUGGGAAAUCAACUUAUGAACUAAAGUAAAAAUAAUUGAAUGUUUAUCAACAUACGCCAAAGUUUGUAGAAUUAAUCAUUUUAGUGUAUAUUUGAUAAGAAGCAAGUAGAAUUACCGUUACUGAUUUGGUCUCGGAAUCGUUGGAAUAUUCACAACAGAUGCCUCUCGAAACAUUUCACAAACAUCAUGCGAAAUAUUUCAUUAGCCUCGUCAGUUAUCGAAACUAGUACUGACUCCAGCGCAACAUCCAAAGAGUAAUGUCUUUUCUUUGGUUGGUUAGAAGUUUAGAGUUAUGUGAAUAAAUGCUAGUUAAAUCACUUCAACAGCUUGCCGAAAGAUAGUAACAAUGGCAACAACAAGAGUUUUUCAGCAAAAACAGCUCCGUUCGACAACUAGUUUGCGCUGAUGUAACAAUGAUGAUUUCAUUUUGAACUGUCAAAAUACAACGGAAAUGGAAGCACAUAUGA